CGAUCUUCGGUGUCCGUUUCCUAAACUACAUUACCCGAGAUGUGUUACAGAAAGAAAAAAAAAAAAUCAAACAAAUUAAUACCUGGCUGCAGCAAUGUCAGGAGUCUUGAGCGACAGUCGUCGGUGAAGGGUUAUUCCUCUGGUGCCCGCUAGGCCGCAGUGAAACACAGGAAAGCGGAAACGGCCGGAAGGCAGCGAAGAAGUCGAAUAACCGUGUUGUUCAGCAUGUACCCGGAAAAUUUAGAUUAAAUAGUUAAGGUCUAUAAUGAAGUAGUUUAUGCGUUUUGUAGCAUUUUUACUCUCGGAAAUUGAUAACUCUGAAUUCCUUGUAAUUAUUUGAGCCUUUUAAAGUUAUCUGCAGUUGUUAGACGCUAGCAGAGCAGGCUGAAUGAGGCCGCUCGGUGUUUAGCGUUAAUGUUUGUUUACUGAGGUUUCGGCUGCUAUGUAAGCUGCUUUCGUGCCGUCGUUUCAAUGGGGAAAAGGAAAGACAUGAUUCACCCCAGAUUUCUCGGUGAUGGCGGCUCCAGCUUGCACAACGCUCACAAGCGUAAACACAAAAAACACAAGAAGCACAAGAGGAAGCACCACAGCUUCCCUGAGGCUCCGGAGCCCGAGCCUGUCGCGGUGCCUCGGCCUCCGCCUCAGCUCCGACUCAAGAUCAAACUGGGAGGACAGACGCUGGGGACCAAGAGUGUUCCCACCUUCACCGUCCACCCCGGUGUGGCUCGUCCUCCCUCGCCAUUAAUGAUCAUUGAUAACGACGUUGAUGAUGACGAAGAUGAUGAUGACGACGAAGAUGACGAUGAUGAGCCCUCUGUACCUCUGGAGCAAUAUCGGGCCUGGCUGGAUGAAGACAGCAACCUGGCCACGUCCCCUCUGCCAGACAUGGACUCAGACUCCAUGCUGGGCGGACCCGUGGACGAGGAGGAGCGGUGGCUGGACGCUCUGGAGAAGGGCGAGCUUGAUGACAAUGGAGAGCUGAAGAAGGAGAUUGAUGAGUCUCUGCUCACUGCCAGACAGAAAGCUUUGCUACACAAGCAACAGAGUCAGCCUCUCCUGGAGCUCCCCAUGGGCUACAAGGAGAAAGAGAUGACUGCCGAGAUGAUGCAGAAGCGGGAGGAACGUGCCCGAAAGAGACGCCUGCAAGCCGCCAAGAAGGCUGAAGAGAACAAGAACCAGACGAUAGAGAGACUGACGAAGACCAGCAAGGCCAAGAUCAAAAGCAUGAAAGAGAGGAAGUCCAAGCAGAACCAGUGUCCCAUGGUUCGGUACAGUGACUCCGUGCAGGGAAUGGCCAUCUCCUUCCCCGCUGGGGUUCCUGCUCCGGCUCCGGCCCUUCCCUGUCCUCCACCUCCGGCCCCAAUGAACUGCGGUGUGAGUGGGUGCACAAACCUCAAGAAGUACUCCUGCUCCAAGACUGGAGUUCCUCUCUGCAGCCUUGAGUGCUACAAGAGGAACCUGCUGCUCGUGCAGAAUGCAGCAUGAACCUCGGACACGGGUUUAUGUUUGUGGAUGGAUUUUGGUUCGGUUUCUAACACACUGGGAUAUGACGAUGGCAUUUGUGAGUGAAUGGACACUCAUGGCUCUGAGGUGACUUUAUCAAAAUGCUUUUUUUCGUGUGUACAUGUGUCAUAAUAAUGAUUUUCUGUGCUUGUCCAAUUAUGUACAAAAUCUAAAAGAUUAAAAUCUGUGUACAAAUCAAAUAU
Molecule: messenger RNA, 1706 nt
Organism: Archocentrus centrarchus (flier cichlid)
Lineage: Eukaryota; Metazoa; Chordata; Actinopteri; Cichliformes; Cichlidae
Gene: ino80b
Product: INO80 complex subunit B
Exons: 5
Coding region: 472-1485 (337 amino acids)
Biological process (GO): chromatin remodeling
Cellular component (GO): Ino80 complex
Source: RefSeq, a predicted model, not a curated record